AUGCUUUCCCUCUCCUCUCUGCGUUCAUCUCUUGCCUCACGCACCAUUCUCCGCCACUCGCUUCUAUAUCCUCCCCAGCAGCGCAACCUUCGUACUCUACCCUCAUUCUCCUUGGAAGGCAAGACUUGUGUAGUGACAGGCUCCGCUCGCGGUCUGGGGAAAGAAUUCCUCACCGCCUUUGCGCUGUCCGGUGCUCAAGGGGCGUGUGUCGACCUGUCACAGAAAGACGCCGAGUCCUCCAUCGCGUCCAUUGCUUCCGAGGUACAAUCCGCUUUCCCCGAUUCUCCAGUACCCCGACUUCGCGCGUAUGAAUGCAAUGCCACAGUCGAGUCAGACGUGAAGCGCACCUGGUCUCAGGUCGUCAAGGAUUUUGGAAACGUCGACGUCCUGGUCACGGCGGCUGGAAUCGUGGAUAAUGUCGAGGCCGAGAACUAUGAGUAUGCUCGAUGGCGGAAGAUGAUGGACAUCAAUGUCGAUGGAAGCUGGUUGUUUGCUCGUGAAGCUGGCAAGCAUAUGCUGCAACAUAAUGUCAAGGGCUCCAUCAUUCUGAUUGCAAGCAUGUCUGCCACCAUCUGUGUCAGACCACAGAAACAGGCGGCCUACAACGCUUCCAAAGGGGCUAUCCAGAUGCUGUCCAAGAGUUUGGCCACGGAGUGGGGUCCCAUGGGCAUCAGAGUCAAUAGUCUCAGUCCUGGGUAUAUGGGAACAGACUUGAUAAGAGGAUUGCUUAAAAAUGAGGGAAAGGAGCUCGUGGGCAUGUGGGAGAAGAACAUUCCGAUGGGAAGAAUGGGAGAGCCACGUGAACUAAGAGGAACCAUUGUUUGGAUGGCAAGCGAUGCAAGCUCCUACCUGAAUGGCUCAGAUAUUAUCGUUGAUGGAGGCUACACGAGCUGGUAA
Molecule: messenger RNA, 897 nt
Organism: Exophiala bonariae
Lineage: Eukaryota; Fungi; Ascomycota; Eurotiomycetes; Chaetothyriales; Herpotrichiellaceae
Exons: 2
Coding region: 1-897 (298 amino acids)
Cellular component (GO): intracellular anatomical structure
Molecular function (GO): oxidoreductase activity, acting on NAD(P)H, oxygen as acceptor
Source: RefSeq, a predicted model, not a curated record